Molecule: messenger RNA, 2649 nt
Organism: Petromyzon marinus (sea lamprey)
Lineage: Eukaryota; Metazoa; Chordata; Hyperoartia; Petromyzontiformes; Petromyzontidae
Gene: NBN
Product: nibrin
Biological process (GO): double-strand break repair via homologous recombination; mitotic G2 DNA damage checkpoint signaling
Cellular component (GO): Mre11 complex
Molecular function (GO): protein binding; damaged DNA binding
Source: RefSeq, a predicted model, not a curated record
CCGCAUCUCCAAAUGACGUCACUCUCGAUCGCGCCCAAUCGGGAAAUGGCGUCAUUCGACACUCGCGCCAUUUCCAUUGCGAGGCGGUGAGGUCACACCGGGACAGCGCGCGGAGAUGUGGAGACUCGAGCCCGCGGAGACUGCGCAAGGCAGCGAGCACCAGCUGCUGGUGGGCGAACGCCACGUGGUGGGGAGGAAGGACUGUGGCAUCCUCAUCGGCAACGACCAGUCCAUUAGCCGCGUGCACGCGGUUUUGACGGUCUCGCACGCUGAGUCCAGCUUGGCACGCCCAUCAUGCAGGCCUGCACUGUCCGUCAAGGACAGCUCCAAGUAUGGAACCUUCGUCAAUGGAGAGAAGCUGACUAGCGGCAGCGAGCGGGCCCUUUGUUGUGGCGACCUUCUGAAGUUCGGUGUCUUUGAGAGCAAAUACAGAGUGGCAUACUCCCCGCUCGUCGUAUGCUCUUCUUGCCUCGAUGCGGAAUCCAAGCACGUGCUGAGCUCCGCGCUGCUCGCGCUGGGAGGACAUUUCGUCUCCCAAUGGACCAGCGACUGCACCCACUUGGUCAUGACGUCCAUCAAGGUCACCGUGAAGACGAUCUGCGCCCUCAUCACGAGCAUCCCCAUCGUGCAGCCGGUGUUCUUCUCCACGCUCGUCACAGCCAUCAGGAGCCGCUCGCCACAACCCAGCCACAGCAGCUUCUGGCCUCUGGCCGAUGAACCGGGCAUCAAUCCGGGCGACCUCGACUUGACCCCCCGGCCUGAGCGGAGGCUCCUGUUCCAGGGGAAAACCUUCCAGUUCCUGCAUGCCAAGCAGCACAAGCGGCUGGCGGUGCCGAUCGCGCUGGCGGGCGGCGCGGCGUUGUGCCUGUGCUCCCCCGGCCAGCGCGCCGAGCCGCGGCACGGAGAAGCUUUCUGCGUGGUGGAGCCGGAGGCCGGCUGUUCGCAGCUCUCGUCCCAGGUGCUGGCACAGGACGCGCGAGCGUGGGCUGCCCAAGUCGGCGUACGCCUCCACACCCUCGGCCUGCGCAUGAUCACGGAGGCGGAGGUUGGCCUGGCUGUAGUCUACUGCUCGACGCACACCUACUGCAACCCCUCGGCACGGCUCCCAGACGAGGUGAGCUGUGUGAACACGAACCUCGCUGGGGCAAUGCUGUCGCAGAACCUGGCUGGGGCAACGCUGUCGCAGAACCUGGCGCUUGAGCCCAGCGAGGGCGUGGCACCCGACUCCACGCUGUACGCCGCUGACACGCAGGCCUCGUUGAUCCUGGCCCGCUGUCAUGUGAUGUCGGCGAGCGGCUCCCAGUCACAGCGGGUGGAUGAGACCCUGGAUAAGAGGUCGCUCAUUCCCACGGAGGCCACCAGCAUGAGCCGGGACCCGGGACGACCAGAAGUCAGGGUAGGCACCACGGGAGCGACCGCCGCCGCGGUCCUCCGAGACGACGUGGAGGAGGCUGCGGACGGCUCCUCCUUGUCCACGAAGAGCCAGCCCAGAGGGCCGUGUGACAGCACCGACUCUGCACGGAAGCCUGCCGCUCACGCCAAGGCCACGAUCACCAGCUACUUCCAGCCAUCGUCUAGAAAGAGAGCUCGCCACGCCGGCACCGACGACGAGGGCUCCCCGGUGCCCCCCAAGGUGUCGAGAGCAGCGGAGCAGCCCCCCACCCUGAUAUGGCCGGAGUCCGGGGAUCGCACUUCCCGCACCUGCAGCCUGCCCACACAGCCAUACCCAGGUGGAGCUGCCCAGCACGAAUAUAAGGAUCAUACCACGUGCCUUUGUGUAGACAACGGAACAAGAGGGGAGGACUCACAUCAGCCGGCUCCCCCAAAGACGACUGCGGGGACACCCAGGACCCCAGCGGGCGAGCUUGGUGCGCGGGGAGGAAACGCGGAAGGCGUGCCGGCACCGUCGGAACAGAGUCACACGCAGACGACGACGAAGAAGAAGAAGGGCUUUGAGGAGUUUGCUAUGGAGGAGCCGACCGAGGAGGGGGAGACGCAAGAGGGAGCUGGCGGCCCAAGCGCAAAGCGGAGGAGAUACGCGGACUCCCCGCCUGUGAAGCAGGAGCCCGUGGUGGCCGGGGACCCGGAGGAUGUGACUGCCCCCACGGCGCUGCUGCUGUGUGAGUUCCGCUCCCUGGUGCUGGCUAGACCCACCGCCUCCUCCCACGCGGGGCUCCCGGACACCCCCACGCUGCUCAGCGGCACCCUCCGCAGGAACUUCAAGACAUUCAGGAAGGCCGCCCGCGGCGUCACGUCCACCCUGCCUCGCGUCGUCAUCGCCUUCUCCGAUUUGUACCACCACGAGGAGGAGUCCGACGACCACGCCUGGAUAGAGGAGAGUCAAAGAACCCAGGAGGAAGUCUUAGCGGACAAUCUGUUUGGGUGAGAGGGCGUGCUGCAACUGCACAUCUCACCAGUCGCCACCUCUUGGUAAUCUUUGAUGGUGGCUGUCGGCAUUGUGCCAUUACCCCAAUCGAAGCUCUCACGGUGAGGCCUGUGCCACCUGGGCCAGAGGAGUUUGGUUUAUUUCGUUUGAACGAGUUGAGAGCUCGAGAGACUAGCAAGAGUCUCGUUUGCGACACGACGCACUUGGGUCAACUUAAUGGCAAAAGGAAGCACACAGAACAGCGUACAACUGUGAAGCAGAGA